GCUUUUCAAGAUGAUGGAAUCUAUUCCAGAUAUUUCAUAAAGAUGGUAAAUGGGAGAAGCAGCUUGAAAGUAAGAGUGAAGAAUCAAAGUGGACAAACCAGAUUUGCUGUCCUAUACGUACCUGGAUGUGUGAUAAACGUGAAGCUGAAACCUCCAAAGCCUCCCGUUUUUGAAGAACCACUUGACGUUGGAAACUUUACCAGAACAGACACCGGAGAGAGUUUUGAGGUGAAACUUUCAGGCAUAGCUCCACCAAAUUUCCCUCCUAACAGAAUCACAGAUCUUAGUGCUGAGAUCCAGGAGGACACGGUGCUUCUCAACUGGACAGCUCCUGGUGAAGACCUCGACCAAGGGACAGCUAAAACCUAUAAGGUCAGGUGGAGCUUUGACCUUAAAAUGCUUCGAUUCAACUUCAGCAAUGGUCAUUCAGUCAACACAACUGCGGUCUCACCUCAGAAGGCUGGAUCAGUUGAACAGCAUUCAUUCAAUCUCAAUAUCACAAUACAAAAUGGCACCACACUCUACUUUGCAAUUCAGUCGGAGGACAAACAAAAAGCAAAAUCUGAAACCUCCAACAUUGCUCAAGCUUCAAAGAUCCUCCCUGCUCCAAAACCUCCAGGAAUAUCAAACCCAGGCAUGAACUUGACAGUUCUUGUCAUUUCUCUGUGUGUGGUAACUAUGGUCAUAUGUUUUAUUGUUGCUGUAGUCAUAUGUGCAGUGAAACGCAGAAAACACUCUGCACAAAGUGAUACGGCAUUAAUAUUCGCAAACGAAUGUCAAAACAAUCUGUAUGCCUAA
Messenger RNA from Sinocyclocheilus grahami, 798 nucleotides. Its product is annotated as calcium-activated chloride channel regulator 4A-like. The coding region runs from base 43 to 798 and encodes 251 amino acids. The record is from RefSeq and is a predicted model, not a curated record. The transcript is spliced from 3 exons. Lineage: Eukaryota; Metazoa; Chordata; Actinopteri; Cypriniformes; Cyprinidae.